Molecule: messenger RNA, 4869 nt
Organism: Prorocentrum cordatum
Lineage: Eukaryota; Dinophyceae; Prorocentrales; Prorocentraceae
Source: the annotation of a GenBank genome assembly
GGCAAGGGCGAGAAGACCAACCCGAGAGGCGCGAACGGACAACCACUUCGAUGUGACCACUGCAACAGCGAGAAGCAUCUAUGGAGGAAGUGUGACGCUCCGGGAGCUGACGAUUACCGACGAAAACGGGCUACCUCAGGAGGAAAGGGUUAUGUGACGACAGAAGGAAAUAUGAGUACAGGAGGAGCCCAACCAGCUUCAAGUUUCACCAGCGCGUUGCAGCACUGGCAGCAACUCACGGGCCAGACGGCAGAGUCUACGGCGACCCGACACUUCUUCGCCAUGCCGAGCAACAUGGAGUCACAGGUGGACGUGUCCGAGGAUGACGAGAAGGAGUACGAGGACAGCUACUACCCGGACGUGGAGGAGGAAGGCUCGCGCCUGUGCGAGUCGCAUGCACGGCCAGACCUUCAAGAGGGGGUCCGCCGUGACUGUGCUUCAUCCGCAUCUUGGGAUAUGCUAUCGACUCCCUCGGAGUUCGUGGACAUCGGCAACGAGACGAUUCAGAUGAUUGAACAGGCGAAGGCUCGGAUCAUAGAUGACCCGGACACGGAGGCAACUCUUGGAGAACCUCGGUCCAACGACGAGCAGAUCGACUCAGGAACCAAGCCCGCUGGAUUGAAGUGGUUUGUGGGACCGGCGUUCGAGCGAUACGAUGAGACACGACAGGUAUUUCUAGAGGCGACACGAAUUGAUGGUAAGGAGUGCCUACUGAUAGAUCCAGGUGCGUAUGACAAUUUGGUGGGUGACAGAUGGGUUAUGCGAAUGGGAGCUCUGGCAAAACGGGCAUGUCUGGAACCGACGCAACGUCUGAUGGAUCAAUCGAUCGGGGUUGAAGGAGUCGGUACCAAUGCUCAGAUCGCCAAGGAGGAGGCGACGAGGCCAGGCGCAGCCAAUGACGAACGAGGCAAGGUGCAUCAGAUAAGCUACAAUGCCCCAGUGGUUCCCGAUUCCGAUAUUCCCGCUCUCUGGGGAAAGCGUAGUCUGAAGCACAACAGGGCGGUGGUUGACAUGAUCAACAACAAAUUGUACCUGUGUGGCCCUGGAAGAGCACAGUUCACACCACCGCCGGGGACGCCCACCUUCAAUCUAGAGGACUCGCGAUCAGGACAUCUGCUGUUGCCUAUCUCGCAUUUCUUCGGCAACGGUAAGGACAAGAAGGCGCGCGCGAAGCAGGAGCCGGCCACCUGGCAUGCGAGUGCGCCGGCGAUCGUCAAGCCCAUGAUCAAGGAUAAGGCGAACGAGGACGAGGCAGACGCGCCGACGCAUGAGCCGUCACCGGCCACUCCCUCGGCGCCUGCGCAAGACCCUGAUAUCAUAGUGAUAGACGAGGACAAUAGCCAUCCGAUCCGCGCGAAGCUGCUGAGUCCGGCCAACAUCACCUACACCCGCCUAAGUCUUCUGCACACCUCGACCAUGGAGCAUAUUCUCCGACUCUUGGAGCGAGGGAAGUGUCGAGGUGUUUGGAUGCGACUACAUUCCCUCAUACCUGACCUUCGGUGCGUGCUGGUGGUCGAUUCUCAAGCCACGAGUGAGGCCUGGCAGGAGGAUGACAUUCUCAGAGCGACGGCAACGACACUGCCAGGAUAUCGGAUGACAGAUCAUCGAUGGUGCAGCUACUUAACGUCGGGCAAAGACAUGGCCCCGACGACCAGCCAGAGAUUCUUUUCCAACCUGGACCUGCUUCCCGACUCGUGCAGCUGUGGUCGGAAGAUCUCAGAUCACCGCAGAUCGACAGGGUUGGAACACGUUCAGCUCGAAUGUCAGUUUAUGACCGUAUUUUGGCAGAACCGACUUCGAGACAAGCUAUUCGAUGCGGUUCGAGGAGAAGUACGUGACGACAAGGACACGGAUCGAGAUGCACGAUAUCCGCAGACGGGACCGGAUGAGCCCGUUGACUCCCACAUGGUGGUAACGAAGUCGAAGACGGUCAGCUUCUAUCCGACCGACUCUGCCAAAGCCUACAAAGAGAAGCUGAAGUCCAGGAAGGCCGAGGGACACGAACCGAAGAAGAAGGUCAAGAAGAUUCUAGAUCCCGAAGUCAUGGAUGACUGUGGCGAGGACCUCGGAGAGCUCAACUACCUACGGAACGAGGAGGAAAUGGAGCUCUACCAAUAUCUGAAGGAGGAGCGACCCUUUGUGUUGGUGAUGGCUCCUCAAUGUAUUGGCACAGCUGGAUGGUGCACGGUCAAUGAGUCGAUCGGCAGCGAGGUGCACCGUCGCAACGCGGAGGUCUCUUUCAGGCUAGGACAGAUUUGUGCGAAGGCGGCUCACAUUCAGCUGGGCGGAGGACGCCACUACGUCAAUGAGUUGCCGAGGGGAAGCCGUAUUUAUCGAACUCCAGAAUGGAUGGGUCUGGCACGGAAGAAUCUUACUUGGGUUCAGUGCAACAUGUGUAUGCUGGGACUCGUCAACUCGAAGAAGGAGCCCUUGAACAAGCCGGAGGAGGUAUGGGCGAGUCACGAGGUGCUGAUCUAUCGGCUGCGUUCCAAGGAGUGUGAUCGACAGCGCCGGCAUGGGGAAUGCUCUGGGCGUGACACCAAGCCUUCACAGGUGUGGACAUGGCAAUUCGCUCGUAUCUUGGCCGAUGGCAUCUCAGAGUUGAUAUGGCUUCACGAAUUGGACUUGAGGAAGCUGAUCUACCCAACCGUGGCGGCGUACCUGAGGAUGAACGGCGAAGGAUACCGGCAGCACGAGCUGCGGGCGCUGGUCAUCGAGUACAUCCCCGAGCAGGAGAAGAAGAGGAGGACGCAGCACCACAUCCUGAAGCCGGACCCUCAGGUGCUGCUCCUGCCGCAGCUAUGGAAGGCGAUGAUGACGUGCAACCUCAUCCUGAAGCUGGACGUCGUGGACACUUGCACCGUCUGUCGGGAAUGGCAGCGACGAGGCGAAAAGUCGGUGACAAGUUUGACGUUCACCACGACCUUCAAUGAAGGAAUUCAGUUUGAUCUGCUUUUCCUGGACGACGGUAUCGUGGUGCACUUGAUCGAUAUGUGUAUCAGGUGGGCUCAAGGCAUCCGAGUUUCGAAGGAAGAGUUGCUGGACGAAUCUUUGUUGGCCAUGAACACCCUCUUGAGCGUUCACGGGGCCACGCCAUAUGCGGCUCUGUAUGGUCGGGUUCCGAUCAUUUUACUGGAGCUCGGAGGGGGAGGAUCUGAGUUCGACGACGAGUCUGGAGGCGCAGUGUCUCGUCAUGUCCAUCGAGUCAGGGAGUUGGCCCUGGCCAACAUCGCGCAGGGCAACGCGCAGGAAAGGCUGAAGAUGGCGGCUCGAACGCAAACGAGACCAGCGGCUCAGCUCGGAGAUCUUCGUGCAGGGGACUCGGUCGAUAUCUUCCGGGACCCGCCGAACAAGGAUGUCACUGGCUGGCGAGGACCCUGCAAGGUAGUUGCCAUGGAUCGAGCUGACGAGGGCAUCAUCGAUGUACGAUGGCAGGGUCGCACGCUGCCGUGCCGCCCAGCCGAUGUUCGCAAGGCAGUGACAUGGUUGACUCUCAUGGCGGCUCCUGGCCGCGGUGACACCAACCCGUACCAGCUCUUAGUAUACUACGUGGAGAACAUGGCGGCGGGCACUACGUUACUCCUGGGAUAUGAGAUCGGCGAGGAUGGACACUGGAGGUCUUGCGACAGAUUGACGCUCACGUACCACACGUUGGAGGUCCUCACCAGAUGCCCGACUUUCCAGCACCACGCGGUCAAGUACGGCCUCGCGAUCCGCAUGAUGUGGAAGAACGACCUGAUCGAUGGCAUCGCUGGUGGCUACUUACUUGAGAAUACAGAGAAGGAGAUGCAAGUUCUGGAGGUGGAGUUCGAAUCAGAGAUCUCCAGGCUUGUGAUCAUGACCACCGAUGCGCGCGACUUGCCCAAGUCUGAGAUCUUCUCUCUCUUUGCGAACGACGAGGGCCAUCGCGUUAUUCUGUCCGUCAACUCGACGGGGAAGACCAAGAUGGUUAUUGAACGAGAGGCUGACGAACUCAACAAGGAUGACCUGAUCAAGCAUCGAGUGGAGGUGGAAAAGGCUAUGCCGAAGGAGCUAGGCAACUGGAUUGAGUUGGGUGCGCUCAAGCAACGAAGCAGGCUAGGGUGCACCAACUUGAUGGACUCUCGAUGGGUUAUCCGUUGGAAGAAGCAGCCAGACGGUAAGUUGGCAGUCGAAGCACGACUAUGCAUCAAGGGCUUCCAAGAUCUGCAGCAGGAUCGUUUGGAUACCUUCAGUGCGACCGCCUCGAGGCAAAGCCAGAGGAUAGUGAAUUUCAUCGCGGCAAGUCGCCCCAAGUGGGCGUUGUGGUCUUGUGACGUUGGCAGCGCAUUUCUGAAGGGACUUACAUUUCAAGAUGUGGCAGAUAUGACAGGGGAGCCCCUCAGAACUGUUCAGUUGGACCUGCCCAAGGACACAGUAAAGAUCGCAAGGCAGUUUGAACCAUUAUCCAACUAUGAUGUGAGUCGGCACUGCUUGGAGAUGGUACGUCCAGGUUUCGGUCUCAAAGAUGCGCCAAGGUUAUGGAAUCUCAGGCUAAAGCAGGUAAUGACGAAGCUUCAACUAUUGCCGUUGGUGACCGAUUCCCAAUUUUACUGCAAAUGGGCUGGCUCCCGAUGUGAACCUGUUCCUCGCGAGCUAGUACCCAUGAACGCGGACAAGGACAAGGCCCGAGGCACAGACGUGUCAUUCACCGACCCGGAGAUAGCGAUCGAGGACUUGCAGAUGGUGUGCAGUACACGCGUGGACGACCUCAAGGGCGCCUCGACCGAACCGAUUGCCGACGCCUUUAUGGAUGCUCUCGAGUCGCUACGCGAGCAGAUGUUGCAGUCCAUAUUGGAUACCUACAGCGACACGCUCAUGAACCUUGCUGGAAACAUGUUCGACACUUGA